Molecule: messenger RNA, 9718 nt
Organism: Tachyglossus aculeatus (Australian echidna)
Lineage: Eukaryota; Metazoa; Chordata; Mammalia; Monotremata; Tachyglossidae
Gene: BRWD1
Product: bromodomain and WD repeat domain containing 1
Exons: 42
Coding region: 1-8241 (2746 amino acids)
Biological process (GO): regulation of cell shape; cytoskeleton organization; regulation of transcription by RNA polymerase II
Cellular component (GO): nucleus
Molecular function (GO): protein binding
Source: RefSeq, a predicted model, not a curated record
AUGGGGGCCGCUUCACCGCGCGCACGAAUACCCGCCCUCACGCGCGUCGCCUCUCCCUCCCCCCCCCCCCCCCCCGGCCGGCGGCGCGAGACAGGACGCCCCCCCCCCCGCGCCCCCUCCCUCCAGCACGCGCCUAAUUCCAAAAGGGCGCGCGCGCCGUCCCGGGGAGCCCCCAACCCGGGCGCGCGCGCCGAGCGGAGGGACUAUUUCUUCUCCCGGCCCCUCCGCGGAGGCGGCGGGGCCGCGCGGCAGGACGGCAAUGGCGGCGGGGAGAAGCCGGAGGUAGAAGGGGGGAGGGAGGGGGGAAAGCGAGUGGCUCCGGCGCGGCCUCCAAGUGGGGCCCCCCCCCCCCCGGUCAUGGCCGAACCUUCGCUCAGCCGCCGUUCCGUUCUUCUUCUUCUUCUUCUUCGUCCCUCGCGUUCCCCAUUCCUCACCCGUCUUCUCUGCUCUUGUUCCCCGCCGUCAGAGCUCUACUUCCUCAUCGCACGGUUCCUGUCGGCGGGGCCCUGUCGGAGGGCGACGCAGGCGCUGGUGCAGGAGUUGGAGCAGUACCAGCUGCUGCCCAAGAGGUUGGACUGGGAGGGCAACGAACAUGACAGGAGCUACGAGGAGUUGGUCUUGUCUAAUAAACAUGUGGCUCCAGAUCACUUGUUGCAAAUUUGCCAACGUAUUGGGCCUAUGCUGGAUAAAGAAAUUCCACCCAGCAUUUUGAAAGUCACCUCCUUACUUGGUGCAGGGAGACAGUCUCUGCUUCGAACAGCAAAAGAUUGCAGGAAUACUGUUUGGAAAGGCUCUGCCUUUGCUGCUCUUCAUAGAGGAAGACCUCCGGAAAUGCCCGUGAAUUACGGUUGUCCUCCAAGCCUUGUGGAGAUAAAUCGUGGGAAACAACUGACAGGAUAUGCAUCUUUUAGCACUGCAUUUCCAGGAAGUAUGUAUCAACACAUAAAAAUGCACAGGAGGAUUCUUGGCCAUCUUUCUGCUGUGUACUGUGUUGCGUUUGACAGGACAGGGCACAGAAUAUUUACUGGCUCGGAUGAUUGCUUGGUGAAGAUUUGGUGUACCUACAACGGCCGACUACUGUCCACAUUAAGAGGCCACUCAGCAGAAAUUUCUGACAUGGCAGUGAACUUUGAAAACACUAUGAUUGCUGCAGGAAGUUGUGAUAAAAUAAUCCGAGUAUGGUGCUUGAGAACUUGCGCGCCCGUUGCUGUGCUCCAGGGACACACUGGGUCAAUUACAUCUUUACAGUUUAGCCCAUUGGCCAAAGGUUCGGAAAGAUACAUGGUGUCCACGGGGGCAGACGGAACAGUUUGCUUUUGGCAGUGGGAUUUGGAUUCCAUGAAAUUCAGCAAUCGCCCUUUGAAGUUCACAGAAAAACCUAGACCUGGGGUGCAAAUGCUUUGUUCUUCAUUUAGUGUUGGUGGCAUGUUUUUAGCAACAGGAAGUACAGAUCAUGUAAUCAGGAUGUAUUUUUUUGGCUUUGAGACCCCUGAAAAAAUAGCAGAACUUGAAAGUCACACAGACAAAGUUGACAGCAUCCAAUUUUCCAACACCGGUGAUCGAUUCUUAAGUGGUAGCAGAGAUGGAACAGCCCGGAUCUGGAGAUUCGAGCAACCCGAAUGGAGGAGCAUUUUACUGGAUAUGGCUACUAGACUGUCAGACGACCAGUCAGAGGAGGAGAAAUUUAUGAAGCCCAAGGUAACAAUGAUCGCUUGGAAUCAAAAUGAUAGCCUCGUAGUCACAGCCGUGAAUGAUCACCUCCUUAAAGUGUGGAAUUCUCAUACUGGACAACUCCUUCACAACUUGGUGGGACAUGCAGAUGAAGUAUUUGUUUUGGAGACACAUCCUUUUGAUUCCAGAAUUAUGUUGUCUGCUGGGCAUGAUGGUAACAUCUUUAUAUGGGAUAUUACAAAAGGCACAAGAACAAAGCAUUAUUUUAAUAUGAUUGAAGGGCAAGGACACGGAGCUGUGUUUGAUUGUAAGUUUUCAUCGGAUGGACAGCAUUUUGCCUGUACAGAUUCUCAUGGGCAUCUACUGAUAUUUGGUUUUGGCUGCAAUAAACCUUAUGAAAAGAUUCCUGAUCAGAUGUUCUUCCACACUGACUACCGCCCAUUGAUUCGCGAUUCAAACAACUAUGUACUGGAUGAACAGACGCAGCAAGCACCUCAUCUUAUGCCCCCACCAUUCUUGGUGGAUGUAGAUGGAAACCCUCAUCCAACUAAGUACCAGAGACUAGUUCCAGGCCGAGAGAAUUCUGCAGAUGAACAUUUGAUCCCACAGCUAGGAUAUGUGGCCACAAGUGAUGGAGAAGUAGUUGAACAGAUCAUAAGCCAACAAACCAAUGAUCACGAGGAACAAAACCCAGAAGCCAGCAUUCUUGAUGGAAUGAUAAGACAGUUGCAGCAACAGCAGGACCAAAGAAUGGGAAUAGAUCAGGAAGCUGUUUCAAAUGGAAUUCCAAAUGAGGAAGGAACACCAAGAAGAGGAUUUAGAAGAUUGAGUUUAGAAAUUCAGUCCCCCCCAAACAUUGGCUUACGCCGCAGUGGGCAAGUUGAAGGAGUUCGCCAGAUGCAUCAGAAUGCUCCAAGAAGUCAAAUAGCUACAGAGCGUGACUUGCAAGCUUGGAAACGAAGAGUGGUUGUACCAGAAGUUCCGCCCAGCAUUUUCAGAAAUAUGGAAAACUUUAGAAUCGAAAAAGGUGAGGAGGAGAGAAAUCUUUACAUCAAAGAAAGGAAAAGGAAGCCUAGUCAACCAGCACCAAAGGCUGACUCUGAAGCUUCAGAGGCACGGUGCAAACAAAGAAUGAAAAGACGUAAAUACCCAAUUUAUGGAACACGGAAGAAUUUAGAGCCGCUUGAGUCAUCUUGUGAGGAGGAAGAUGAAUCUGUUAGCUUAAUAAAACCGGAGAGUUCAACGCCAGAUCAAAGUGAAGGUUCUUGCUCCUCAGAUGAGGAAGAAUGGAAAAGUGACCGAAAAAGUGAAAGCGAUAGUGAUAGUUCCAGUGACACUUCCAAUAGAUAUUCUGAUUGGACAGCUAAUGCAGGAAUUAAUCUUCAGCCUCCUUUACGGACUUCUCGGCGUAGAGCUAUUCGAUAUUGCAGUAGUUCAGAAGAUGAAGUAUCUGCUGCAAAGUCAUCUGCUCCAAAGAGAAGAAGGAAGCGGAGAAAAAAACGUAAACCUAAGAAGGAGAAUUUACAGAGACUGUCUACAGCAGAAUUGGCAAAUAUAGAAUUUUUAUAUGAAUUCCAUCCUCCUGUUUGGAUAACUGAUACUACACUUAGAAAAUCUCCAUUUGUUCCUCAAAUGGGUGAUGAGGUAAUAUAUUUUCGACAGGGCCAUGAAGCUUAUGUUGAGGCAGUCAAAAGAAACAAUAUAUAUGAACUGAACCCCAGUAAAGAACCAUGGAAAAAAAUGGAUCUUAGGGAUCAAGAACUGGUAAAGAUAGUUGGUUUGCGGUAUGAGGUUGGUCCCCCUACACUCUGUUGCCUCAAGCUCGCUUUUAUAGAUCCUGCAACUGGAAAAAUCAUGGACAAGUCCUUCUCUCUUAAAUACCAUGAUAUGCCAGAUGUUAUCGACUUUCUGGUGUUGCGUCAGUUUUAUGAUGAAGCACGACAGAGGAAUUGGCAAGCUCGUGACAGAUUUCGAUCCAUAAUUGAUGAUGCUUGGUGGUUUGGAACAGUAUUAAGUCAAGAGCCGUAUCAGCCCCAGUAUCCAGAUAGUCAUUUUCAGUGUUACAGUGUUAAAUGGGACAAUACCGAAGUAGAAAAACUGAGCCCAUGGGACAUGGAGCCAAUUCCUGAAAAUGUUGAUCCACCCGAAGAAUUGGGGGCUAGCAUUUCUGUGACUUCAGACGAACUUGAGAAGUUGCUAUAUAAACCCCAGAAGGGUGAAUGGGGGCAAAAAUCCCGCGAUGAAGAAUGUGAGCGAAUUAUUAAUGGUAUUGACCAACUUCUGAAUCUUGAUAUUGCAGCAGCCUUUGCGGGCCCCGUUGAUCUAUGCACCUAUCCCAAGUACUGUACAGUGGUAGCUUAUCCAACCGACCUUUACACAAUUCGGAUGAGACUCAUCAACCGAUUCUACAGGAGGAUCUCUGCAUUGGUUUGGGAAGUCAGGUAUAUAGAAAACAACGCCAGAACCUUUAACGAACCUGAGAGUGUGAUUGCUAGGUCAGCAAAGAAGAUCACGGACCAGCUUUUAAAGUAUAUUAACGAUCAAAACUGUACUAAUAUGUCUGAGCUGUGUUGUACUACGGAUGAUGAGCAAGAUUUCUUUUCUGCUGAUAAGGAUGACAGUGAUCGUCCCAGAACUUCUGGAAGAAAAGCUAAAGUUCAUCAUUGGAAGAAAAGCAACAGUAAUGUAGCUUCUAAAUAUGAGAAUAACUGGAAAAAGCAGUGUAAGGAACUCAUGAACUUAAUUUUCCAGUGUGAAGAUUCUGAGCCAUUUAGACAACCUGUUGAUUUGGUUGAGUAUCCCGACUAUCGAGACAUUAUAGAUACUCCAAUGGAUUUUGGAACAGUGAGAGAAACUCUAGAAGCUGGAAAUUACGACAGCCCAUUGGAGUUGUGCAAAGAUAUCCGUUUAAUAUUUAGCAAUGCAAAAGCUUAUACACCGAACAAAAGGUCAAAGAUAUACAGCAUGACCUUGAGGUUGUCUGCUCUAUUUGAGGAAAAAAUGAGGAGAAUCUCUUCUGAUUUUAGAAUUAGCCAAAAAUACCAAGAGCGACUCCGAAGAAGUCAGAGGUAUAAGAGGCGGCAGAAUUCUAACCAAGCCCACCAAUCUGAGAAACAGUUCAGACACGUGAAGCAGAAACAGUUAAAAUCUCAGGCCAGAGUCUUACCCGAAGUGGAAGAUUCUCCUCAACAGUCUACCUCAAGCAGGGCAACUUUUGUGACAAGCCAUAAAGUCAGUGUGGACAUCUCUGCCAACGCAACUUCUGGUGAAUCGUCAGAUUCGGCAGCAUCAUCUAGAAAGAUUGGACGGGCUAGACCUUUAACACUAGCAAAGCGUUCUCCAUUAUCUGAGAGUGAAAUGGAAGAUUCCUCAGCUUCCUCUUCCUCCUCUUCAGCUUCUUCAAGUAGUUCAGAGGAAAGUAGAGAGAGUUCUGUAGUGACUGAAUCCUCAUUACGCAACGGGAUCUUCAGAGGCAACAAUGACAACUUCAGGGUUACUAGAAAUAGAGCUGCUCAGAGAAAAGCAGGUUCUACCUCUCAAGAAAAUGGAUAUAUCCGGAAAGCUGUCAGGAAAAGGGUUUAUCUAAGCGACUCUGACAACAAUUCGACAGGGGCAGGUGACAAACUGAUAGCCCAAACCGGAUGUGCCCGCAAAAUCCCACGCAAGUGCGCGACUGCGGCUGCCAAUAAGAUCAAGCUGAUGAGUGAUGCGGAAGAGCGCUCAAGCUCGGAAAGUGUGUGCUCUGGAAGCCGAAACAGCAGGAAGCUGCCUCAUCGGAAUGCCUCCGCUGCAGCUAGAAAAAAGCUGUUGUACAACUCGGAGGAUGAGAAGAGUCUGAAGUCAGGAAGCGACAAAGAUGAAAAAGAACAAUCUACUAGUGGAAAUCACCCGUCCGAGACCUGUUCCUACGCUCGUGGGACAAGCGUUAGCGAGUCUGACAACGGCGGCUCGGAAUCAGAAGGUGACCUGAAAGUGGUCCGGAAGAACUGGCGCGCAAAUGGGCACAAGCUGUGCACUGCUGCAUCUUUUAAGGCAAAAUUUCCCUCAAUAGAAUCCUCUGAGGAAGAGUCAAAAAGCCAUAAUUCAGAGGAUGAGAGCAAAAGGCAGUCUUCUUGCCUGUCAACUUCUAUGCAAGAGCCUCCAGUAAGGAACAGGUCUGAGGAGGAAGGAGACUCAGGGCCAGGCAAGUGGAAUGGUAGAAAACCCAUGAGAACCACCUGUCGUAAGGUUGCCACACUCUCUAGAAAAGCAAAGGUCUUGAGCGAUUCAGAUGACUCAGCAGAGUCUGAAGAGGAAGAGAGUGGGACUGGAAGACAUUUGGUCAAAAGAGAAGCAUCUGCACAGGCGCCAAAGUGUUCAAAAUCUGGUUCUGACGCUGCCUCCGAGUGCACUUUGAAAUAUGUGUCUGAAACAGAUUUGGAUUCUGAUUCGAACUGUAAUAACACAAAACCAAAUAAGAGGAAAAAGAAGGUCGUAAAAGGCACUGCCUCUCAAGAAAAUGGACUCAUCAGAAAAACUGCCAGGAAAAGGGUUCAUGCAAGUGACUCAGACAGCAACUCAGAAGUGGUUAGCAGACCGUUAAGGCCCAAACGUGGUGGCUUGAGAAUCCCACGUAGGUGCGCUACCGUGGCUGCAAGUAAGAUUAAGUUGAUGAGCGAUGUGGAGGAAGAAGAAAACUCCAGCUCUGGAAACGUGGGCCCCAGGGGUAGGAAGGGCCGGAAACCGCUUCCUCGCGGGGCCGCCACGAUCCCGAAGAAGAUGAUACUGUAUGAUUCUGAGGGUGACACAAACUUUGAAGGUGAAAGUGAAAAAGAGCCGGUAGAACAGUCUGCCUCCCGAGAUCGGGCAUCCGAGGCUGGUUCAGAGGUCGAAAAGAAAAGCGUUCGUGAGUCUGAAAAUGAAGACUCAGACUCUGAAAGUCAUUUGAAAGGGACCCGACGGAAGAAUCGGCAUGCCAGCGGUCCCAAGUGUACUCCCGUGUCCUUUAAAGCCAAACACUUCUCCAUUGCGUCUUCUGAGGAAGAUUCCAAAAGCCAUGCCCCUGGAGACGAAAAUGAGAAUGGGGCUUCCUGCCCGGGCACUUCUGGGAAGAAACCUGCUGCAAAGAACAGCAAGGAGGAGGAGGGAGCGGUUCCUGGGCCAAGCAGGUGGCGAGGUAGAAGAAUCAAAAAGAUGGCUCGGCGGAAGGCGGCGGUGACUUUAAGAAAAGCCAAGGUUGCCGGCGAUCUGCCGGCCCCGGCCGAUUCUGAGAAAGGGGAGAGAGAGAAGAGACCUUCUGAAUCAGAAAGCGUGGAAGUGUCUGAAACAGCAGGGAGCUCCAAGUCUGGACCCGAUACUAGUCCCAAGGGCAUUUCAGUUGUGGAAUCAGCCACUGAUUCAGACACUAACUCUAGUGAUAACACGAAAGCAAAAAAGAGGAAAAUAAGAGGAAAAGCAAAAGUAGUUAGAAAAGAAUCUGGUGUUGAAGAAAAGGCAGUCCCUAGAAAAAUGAGGAAAAGAAAAUGUGUGCUGAACCAGGAGGCCAGUGUGCAAAUGACUAAUGAAAGAUUGAAAGCCAGAACGUUUACUGAGAAAGUUCCUCGAAGAUGUGCUACUAUCGCGGCAAAUAAAAUCAGAAAAAUGAGCGACGUGAAGGAAGAGAACUCGAGCCCAGAAAGCAUCUGCGUGAAAAGGAGUAGCCGAAAACUGCCCCAUCGCACUGCCUCUGCGGCAGCGAGGAGAAGACUCCUGACUAUCUCAGAGGAGAAUGACUCCGCCUUUAGAUACGACAGUGAACGAGAACAAGAGGACACUAAUAGGGAAAUGCAUUCUCUGUCUGCUUCCGAUCCUGGAAGCAAAAGAUGCAGUAGUGGCUCUGAGAGGGAAAGGUCUGACUCUAAAAGCGCUUUGAAGGGGACCCAGAAGAGUUGGCCCGCUAAUGGUCAGAAGUCACCGAGUGCUCAGGUGAAAGAGCCAGCGGCCAAAAACUACCCUUCAGAGGACGAAAGUGGGAAGAAAGCCCCCUGCCAGUCCACUUCGGCGCAAAAAUCUACCCUGGAAACCAAUUCUGGAGAGGACGAGUGUGGACCAGAGAUCUGGAGUGACAGGAAAACAAGGCGAAUGCCCCGACGGAAGGCUGCUACUCCUUCCAGGAGAAGAGCAAAAGCCUUGAAUAAAUGUUUGGACUCCACCAAUUUCAAAGACAGAAGGUAUUCCUGGCGCACGCGGAAGAAAGCUACCGCAAGGACUUCCAGCUCUCAGCCCGAGGCUAAGUGCUGUUCCCAGUUGGAAUCUGGAAAUAAUUCGGACACCAUCAAUAACUGUGGUAAUCCUGGAGGAAUAAGCAAGAGGAAAAGAAGGGCUCAAGCCGGUGUUGCGAAGAAGGCACUUAAGCCUACUCGGCGUUCUAGGCGAAAGAGACGGCCCAGAUUCAACCAGGACAAUAACCAUUGGGAGGAUCUGGACUAUAUCAAAUACAGAAGAGUUCCCCGACGAUCAAAAAUAAGAACUAGAAAUCAAGGUAGAAGGACUGUGAGGUACAAUGAUGGGGAUGAUGACGACAGAGGUCUAGAGGUAGUGUGUUGGAAGUAGAUGAUUUUGAAAACUAGUUAUUGAGCCAGUUAUGUACUUGACAGUAACGGCAUUGGAAUUUGUGCUGAAUGCUGGCUGCUUGAUCUGUCCUCCAAUUCAGGGAAUAUAUUUCUAUUUUUCUAUGAAAAAGUUAUGAGUGUGACUGAAUCAUAACUGUCCUUUUCUUGUUUCUACUUGCACUUGUGUCCCUCCCGGAGCAGCAGUUAGUGAGAUGUCAAGAUACGGCUCUUUGGGGGACAAGAUUUAGUCUUUGCUAAUUUGAAAUUUACAAAUCCGCUAACAUCGAACAGCAGACAUUAUUGCCAUGGGUGCUACAUUGAAUACUACCUAGGUCAUCCAUUUUUAGUGCUUUUAGGAAGUGAAUUCUAGUACAGUAAAUGUUACAAAACUUUAUUCAGCAGUAACUUAGAUGUGCACACAGCAGACAUCUUAUAUAAGGUAUUAAAAGGUGACUAGUGGUUGGCCAUUAAGAUCACUGGAAAAUAUCUAAGAUUAUGAAACCCAUUACUUGGCUUUCUCCAACCAAGAUUAAUUUAAGUAGCUAGCUGCUGGUGAUCGAGCUGAAAGAUGACGUGUACUAUUCUUAAAAAACAAAAACAAAAGACACCCAGUGGUUCAGGUUAGGUAUUUUGCUGUAAGGAAUUACUAUCAUCUCCAUUUUGAUUUAUAUCCUGGAAAUUCACAACAGAAAAUGCAGGCCCUACACUGUGGGACUUGGUUUUUUCACUUGAAAUCCAGUUCAGAAAUUUUGGGGUCAAUGCUUAUUUAAAAUGAAAAGUUACGACUUUCUUAGCCCUAGGAGGCCAACAUUCCAGAACGGUUUUUCAUUGUCGCUUCUUCCAAGAUCUCAUGUUUGAGGAUACGUUGCAUAACUAUCAGUGAGGAUGGUACAUUAAUUCUCAUCAACGCUCUUACAAAAUAAUCCCCCUCAAGGAGGAUUUAUGUUUGUUUUCACUCGGCAGAAUUCCACCUAAAAUGAAGGUAGGUGUGGAUUGGUGGCAUCCGAGAGAGAAAAAGAAUGAUCGAUAAACUCUUCCAAAAGUGCUAAUUUUUUGGCACUUGUAUUUGAAUUUUUUCAGUUUAUGGUUCUUUUUGUGGGAAGGGGUGAAAGAGUUUACCCUUUUUUGAACAAGAAUUAAUACGUUUUAGAUUGGAUGCAUCAGGAAUCUCAGGAAGAAAGUUACGUAUAUAUAUUUUUUUCUGCACUCAUCAGCCUCUCUCCCAAGUCUUCCCUCUGAUUUUAGUAUGUUACAGACUCUGAUUUGAACAGAUAUAUCAUUCAUGUCUUGAUUAAGUGCUGAGCCUUAAAUUGUCUGUCAACUUGAAUGCCUUAUAUAUUUCUGUUUAGUUGAAAGAUUAACAUGCUUAUAUUAGGCUUAUGUAAAUUUGUGCAAUGACUUGCUCCCCUAUGAGAUUUCUGUUGAAUUUAUCCUGACCUAAUAUAUAAAUCCCUAAUAAAAACACAUUUCCAAGAUAA